GGCUCAACAUCAAGGCGACGUUCUUCGUCACGGGCAACAACCCGUUCCUGGGCCGCCGCAUCGACAAGAAUUCAAAGUACGCAGACUUGAUCAACCGCAUGCGCUCGAGCGGCCACCAGAUCGCCUCGCACACCUGGUCGCACAAGCAUCUAAAGGAUAUCGGGCGCGAGGGCCGCUUCAACGAGAUGGUGUACAACGAGAUGGCCCUCCGCAACAUCAUGUACACGCCGCCGACGUACAUGCGUCCCCCGUACGGAGAAUGGCGCGACCCGGACGAGAUGCGGGAUCUCGGAGCGCUAGGGUACCACGUCAUCAUGUACAACAUCGACACCAAGGACUACAAGCACAAUACGGAGAAGGACAUCGAGGCCUCGAUCGGCCUGUUCAACGACGCGCUGAGGGAGGACGGGAACGGGUCGUAUAUCGUGCUGGCGCAUGACGUUCGCCAGUGGACGGCGCUGAAGCUGCUCCCGGCUAUGAUUCAGACUAUGUACCUGCGGGGAUACCACGCCGUGACGGUGGGGGAGUGUCUGAAUGACUCCGAGUUUAAUUGGUAUAGGGAUCCUGAUAAGGCGGAGAGAUGAUCGGGGUUAUACCUAGGUGCUGUGCUGUGCUGUGCAAAUUGGAUAAGGGGGG
Molecule: messenger RNA, 636 nt
Organism: Daldinia loculata
Lineage: Eukaryota; Fungi; Ascomycota; Sordariomycetes; Xylariales; Hypoxylaceae
Exons: 1
Coding region: 99-584 (161 amino acids)
Biological process (GO): carbohydrate metabolic process
Molecular function (GO): hydrolase activity, acting on carbon-nitrogen (but not peptide) bonds
Source: RefSeq, a predicted model, not a curated record